Messenger RNA from Lingula anatina, 7957 nucleotides. RefSeq lists its product as uncharacterized. NCBI's taxonomy places the organism in Eukaryota, Metazoa, Brachiopoda, Lingulata, Lingulida, Lingulidae. Gene Ontology annotation, biological process: cell-matrix adhesion. The record is from RefSeq and is a predicted model, not a curated record. Gene Ontology annotation, molecular function: calcium ion binding.
UAAGCUCAGUAAUGACAGAUAGAAGUUUGUCAACUCAUUCUGCUUCAACUUUGGGAAGUGUUGGUGCUAGCUCUGCCACAUUUGUAACCUCAACCACUCCUGUCACUACAAAAGUGCUAUCUACCAUUACAAGCGAUGAUUCUUCCUUAAGUGUUACAUCAGCAGUUGAUUCAGGUACAGCACAGUUGACCUCAGCUGUGACAGAUAGUACCCUGUCCAUUGAUUUUGCAAGUGUAUCUGCAAGUGACAUGACAAGCAGUGCAGCUACAUAUGUCACUACAGAAACCUUAGUGACUGCAGCAUCUACUGAGUCAUCUUCACUACUGGCAAGUGCUACCAGUCUAUCCAUCGAGUCUUUGACAUCUGUAACAGCCGUCCCAGUUGCUUCAGUCAGCAUAUUUCCAAGUAUAACCUUAGGCUCUGAAACGUCAAGUGGCAUUGGGGAAACAUAUUCCUCAGCCUUUGUACCUUCCACAACAGCAUCUGUAGUCUGCUCAGAACUGCCUGGAGCUGUUGCUGGGGCAACAGUAGUUAGUGGUAGUUCACAGAAGACAACCUAUACUGUUGGUGAAAAUGCCAACCUUGCUUGCAAUUGCUCUGAUGCGUUUGUUCAAGUUGGAUGUGUCGGGAACUCACUUCUGUGUAACAGUAGUGGAAUGUUUGAAGGAGAUCUCCUUACAUGUUCAUCUUGUGACUGCCUGAAUUAUUAUGACAACUCAGAAAGUGGUUUAACAGAACGCAGCAGAUCAGAGGCACAAGCAUUCUGUUUGCAAGACCACGAUGAUGAGUUUACUGGCAAUAAUGAUGGUAAUGAUUUUGGAAUUCUGGCCAAAUGGCAGUGUGAUAACUGUUGGAAUGCCAUUGAAGAUCGUUUGGCCGAGGAAGCUUUUGCUGAAAAUCUUCUGUUCUGGACAAGUGGAGUUAUAAGCAAUAUUACAACUGAUGGAUUUGAAAUCACCUGGGAAGACUGCAAUUCCACAAUUUUCAUAACCAGUGGAACAUUUAACAGCACAUAUGGAGGAGAGACCAGUGGAGCAAUACCAGAGUUAGGCCAUUGUGUGUUCAUCCUACAUAAAGGGAGUAGAGAGCCCAAAUCAGCUAACUCGACAAGUUAUCGCAAUGAGCUGUAUUUCAGGAAUUGUGACAACAGUUAUGCCUAUCCAUUGUGUAUAGGUGGCCAUUAUUGUACUGUAGAGCAUGAAAUUGAAGAUGCAAGGCGGUACUCCUCUACAUCAUUUGGAGAUGAAACAGGCGAUACAUGUUUUGCUGAGGUUGAUGAUGGUAGCUCUGAGCAAAUCCAGUUACCUCAUGGUUUCUAUAUUGGCCAAAGGAAAUUUUCAUCUGUCUAUGUCAAUGUCAAUGGAUUGCUGAGCUUCCAGAACCCCUUCACCAGUUUUACUCCAACUGCUCUUCCCCUGAGAGGGACAGCAGCUCAGUUUGGACUGAUAGCUGCUCACUGGAUAGACCUGGAUUCACGAGACUCUAGCGUUAGUGGAGCUAAGAUCUGCUCCCACACAUGUGACUAUGAAAAAGAUUAUAGCUAUCUGAAUGUGUCUGGGCCACCUGGGAGAAGGCAAAGACCAAAUCAUUGUAGAGUACUUAAUCAAACUAUGUAUCAUGUGAGAAGAUAUGGAGGGCUGCCUGCUUUCAAUCCUCUGUGGGCAAUGGCUGUAACAUGGUUCCGCUUGCCACCUUAUAGUCCAAACAAAGCUUACAUCGGGAAAGAGGAAACCACAUUCCAAGCAGUUCUGACCACAGAUGGUGUUCAAUCCUUUGUGAUCUACCAAUAUCCUAGAGAAUACUUGGCUCUGAAUGAGACAUCAGACUAUCGCAGGGGAGAGAUUGGAUACACUGCUGGAGAUGAUCAGUGGUAUUACAAUGCCUUCCCAUCUGGCACCAUUGAUCAGGGAAGCUUUACUGUGGACAAAAUCAAAGGAAAUACAGGGAGGAAUGGACUAUGGGUGCUGCAGGUCAAUGCUCCCCUGAAUUCCUUGCCAAAUUAUGAGCAACUCUGCCUGGAUUGGGUGGUGCAACAGCAGAUACAGGGGGCCCAGAAUACCUACCAAAAAGUGGAUCCAUUCCUGCCACACUGUCCCUGCACCUGGACUCAGGCUGUUUUUGACAGGAGAUUUAGGCUGUUGGGAAUAGAUCUCUCCAAUAAUGUGUUUAGAUUUAACUUGAGAUUCCCCAGGGCUUUGGAAUCUUAUAUAUUUGGAAGGGAAUGUGUCUAUGAAAUAGAUACUGGAGCAUUACUGACCAGGGCAGAGUAUCACACUGGCAGUUUCCAGUUUUACCAUGAAGCCUUUUCUGCUGUGGUUGAGGCUCUCCAUCUGAAGACGGAGGCUAUACAGAAAGAGUAUUGCUGCCAGAAGUCACAGAACUGUGAGCAGUAUUUCAUCUACAGACCAGCUGACACAUGUGCUGGGUACCUCCAACCUACACUAGGCACCCUCUUUGGUGACCCACAUCUGAUCACCCUGGACAGUCUGCCAUACACAUUCAAUGGUAGGGGAGAAUACACCCUUAUACGCACAACAAACGACAGCUUUACUCUGCAAGCCCGCACAGAACCUGCUCUUGCGGCAGAUGGCAGUUUCCUAAAUGCAACAGUAUUUACAGCAUUUGCUGCUAAGGAUGGAAAUUCUGAGAGCAGGCUACAUGUACAACUGUCAGAAAACAGACAAGAAUUGGACAUAUAUAGAAAUGAUGCACAAAUAACCAGUAUAUUAUUGAAUUCUGCAAACCAGAAUUACUUCAGCUAUGACGACCUAGACAUAGAAUAUAACAUGACCACUAAGGCAUUGCUUGCCACUUUUGCAUCAGGAUUUUCUUUGAACAUCACAGUAGGCAAGGCACUGCUGAAACUUAUUGUUGAAGUUCCAGCAGAAUUUGAAAACAAAACACGAGGUCUGCUUGGAGUGUUUAAUGGUGACCAAAGUGAUGACUUCACAUUACCAAAUGGAACAGUCUUGAAUCUGAAUAACUCUGAUGAGGAAGCCAUAUUUUACCAGUUUGGGCAAAACUGGCAAAUUCCACUUAACACAAAUGAAUCACUUCUCCACUAUGCCCCUGGGCUUGGGCCUGCAAAUUUUUCAUACCCAGACUUUAUUCCCAUAUUUGGGACCACCUCUAUAGCUGUCUUUGACAACCAGACGCUGAAGUUGGUGGAAGAUAUAUGUGGUGACAGCAAAGAGUGCCAGUACGAUUACCUUGUGACCAAGGAUGAAGAGCUGGCAAACGAUACAUCUUUAGAUUCUGCUGAGAGUUCAAAGUUGACUAUUGCCAUCAAAAAUAAUAUCCCAGAAAUAGUAGGCCAAAAAGAGCUUAACAUCACUUUGGGUGUCAACACCACAUUUAGCCUCAAUGUCACUGACCUUGACGGUGACACUGUCCAGUUGACAGAAAUGCCAGGGGGACAGUCGUACACUGUGACAUCUGGACAGGGCCCAGUGAUCAUCACAUUGGUACCCGACAACACAACUGAUUAUGCCAAUUAUCACUUUAAUGCGAGUGAUGGCAAAGGAGGCGUGUCAGCACUGUGGAAGUCAGUCAACCUGUGCUAUGGCUGCUCUGGAAGAGGCAGCUGCAACUUCCAAGACCCAUUAGUAGCCAUAAACAACUUCAAAAGAGCAUCUUGCACGUGUAACCAAGGUUACUCAGGAGACAAUUGUGAAACCAUCACAGACUGGUGUGGUCUACUGACCCCAUGUCCAACAGCAUCACUGGGCUGCACCAACCUGGCUCCUGCCCUGCAAACAACAAGAAACAGGUACCAGUGUGCCAGCUGUGUGGAUGGAUAUCAGCUGGAUGGGGACAAAUGCUCAGAUAUUGAUGAAUGCCUGAACAGCACCACCAACAACUGCAGCUUGCCACUGUCUCGUUGUAUUAAUACCCUGGGAAGCUACAGGUGUGAGUGUGUGGCAGGUGGAUAUAGGCAGGCUAGUCCUGGCAGUCCACAGCCAUGUGAAGACAUUGAUGAGUGUGCAGAGGGUGUGGCACUGUGCAAUCAGCUGUGUGUGAACACUGAGGGAAGUUAUGAAUGUAACUGCAGAGAAGGAUAUCAGUUGAAGAAUGGCACUAACAACACAUGUAAAGCACUUCCAACGACCCAAGAUGUUUGUCAGCAAAUCAACUGUAGCUAUGCAUGUGCAGUUGGUGCCAGUGGGCAGCCAUAUUGCUUUUGUCAACCUGGGUACCAACUGAUUGAAGACACCAGAUGUAUAGACAUCAAUGAGUGUGCCAAUGCCAGUCUCAACAAAUGCAGCCAAAAUGGGAGAUGUAAAAACACUGGUGGUGGAUAUCUGUGUGAAUGUGAAGCUGGGUAUAAGUUGGCUAAUGAUGAAAGGACAUGCACAGUAUGCAAAGACCUUACAUAUGGAGUCAACUGCAGUAACUUCUGUGACUGUGGCGCCAGGUCCUCAGGAUGUAAUGCUACUUUGGGCUGCUACCCGUGUUACCCAGGCUGGACAGGAGUGAACUGUGCUACAGACAUAGAUGAGUGUGGCUCUGACCCUAAUAUAUGUGGUGCUGGGGGUACCUGUAGUAAUACACAGGGAUCCUAUGUAUGUCAGUGUAAUAGUGGCUACACCAAGAGUGACGAUGGGACAAGCUGUAUUGACAAAGAUGAAUGUCAUCUUGGUGAGAGUCAGUGUAAUCAGCUGUGUAUCAAUACCAAUGGAAGCUACACCUGUGGUUGUGAGGAAGGAUAUGCUUUGGAAAGCCAGAAUCAGUUCAAUUGUUCAGAUAUUGAUGAGUGUGUUCUGGGCACCCACAAGUGUGAGCAGAUAUGUAACAACAUCAAUGGUGGCUAUGGUUGUGCCUGCUUCUCUGGAUUCACUCUAAGCCUCAUAGAUGGGAGAUCUUGUAACAAAGACAAUUCAACAUUAUCCUGUGGUGGUCUACAGUGUAGUGAAGGAUGCAUUCUUCUUGACGGAAAUUAUACUUGCAUCUGUCCACUUGGCUAUGAACUAGCAAAUGACUCAAUAAGUUGCCAAGAUAUUGAUGAAUGUCAAAGCAGUACCUUGAACAGGUGUGACACACGAGCAGAGUGUGUCAACAAUGAUGGCUCGUACUCUUGUGACUGCAGCAAGGCCGGAGGAUAUGUACUAGAUCCAUAUGAUCUGAGAACAUGUCGAGAUGUAAAUGAAUGCUUGGAUGGGAGCAAUAACUGUGAUAAGAAUGCAGUAUGCACCAAUGACAUAGGAAAUUACACCUGCUCUUGUAAUAUUGGCUUCACUGGGAAUGGGACGACAUGUUCUGACAUUGAUGAAUGCUCAACAUCUGUUCCUUGUCAUUCCAAUGCAACCUGUUCCAAUAAUGAAGGUUCUUACACAUGUGCGUGCAACCCAGGAUUUGAUGGGGAUGGAGUUAACAGUUGUACUGAUGUUGAUGAGUGUUCAACUUCAUUACCCUGUGAUGUCAAUGCUGUUUGCUCAAAUGUUCAAGGAUCCUAUACUUGUACUUGUGAUACAGGAUAUACUGGCGAUGGAAAUACAACAUGUAGUGAUAUAGAUGAGUGUGUUGCUGAUGCUUCUGUUUGUGCUUCUGCUGAAACAUGUUAUAACACGGAGGGAUCGUUUUAUUGUACUUGCAAAUCAGGGUAUCGGCGUGAAGCAGUCAACAGCAUGUGUGUGGAUAUCAAUGAAUGUUCUAGAGAUCCAAGUAUCUGCAGCCAGUUUGCAAAUUGCACAAACACGGAAGGCUCAUACAGAUGUGUUUGCAAUGAACAAUAUGUGGGAGAUGGAAUUACCUGCAAAUUGGCAGUGCUCAUCUCAGUGAGAAUAUCUUUUGAUGUGCCAUAUCUACCAGAAUACAAUGACAUAAGCUCCCAAGAGUACAGAAUUUUGUUGACUGCUGUAAAACUAUUCUUUAGCAGUUUGGCUGGAAAUGAAGAAGUUAUGAUAUCAUCAGUCAGUGAUAAAAUAACCACGACUGUAGACAUAAUCCUCAAGAUGGCUGAAACGGCAAACAAAACAGACAUUGCUGUGCAUAUGACAGAGCAAUUGUUAAACAACAGUUACAUCCUGCAAGCUAAUGGUACGAAUUUCCCUGUGGUGGGAGUGCCAGAAUUCCUAGAUGGAAAUGUGACAGACCCAGUUUAUAAAUGUGAAUAUGAACCAUACCUGUGUAAGAAUGGUGGAGUAUGUAUUCAAAUUGAUAGAGGAUACUGCAAGUGCACAGAAGAUUUUGAGGGUGAUACUUGUGAGACUAUAGGGUCCAAAGACUUAAGCACCCUUCUUGUCAUCAUAAUACCCAUAGCAAGUGUGCUUUUAGUGAUAAUUUGUGUCCUGGGGAUAUUACUAAUAUGCAUAUUCCGACGUAGAAGGCAACGUAGAGAAAUCAGGAGAAGAACCUCCAUGGCCAAUUGGGAGCGGGACAUGGCAAGUUCAUACAGUCGUACCAGUAGUAUCUUCCAUCCAAAGUACAGCGGCCCCUAUUGGCAACAGUUGCUGGGUAAUGGAACAAGUGCUGACUCAGUGCAUCGUCAACCACAGACAAACAAACCACACUUAUUGUUGUGGAGAGCUGUAAUACCAACUGAAACCUCCACCGAGUGGUCGACAUCACUGGCAUCCACGUCUGCUGAUCAAGGGAUACAAGAAUCUGCAGAUUCAUUUUUGUGGGAAGACAUGCUGACUGGACCUUUAGACCCAAAGAAAGACUUUAAAAUAAAGCGCCCUGUAUUUGAGAAGCAGCCAAAAGGGGCAUACAAGUUACACUUGAAACCAGAAUCAAAAGCUUAGUGUCAGCAACACAGUAACAUGAUGCGUUAACAGAGAGAAGCAGUUGAGUAAAACAGAUGUUAACUCAAAUGAAUGAAAACACCUAGAAAAUGAAUUAUUAUUAAUGGAUUCAAAGUCAAAGCUACAUGCAGCUUUGUGAAGAUGUUAUUUAUGAAAUAGCAGGAAAAACAUUGCUGCAAAUGUCUGGAUUGUAUAAUAGUUAUUGUCUAAGUGAAAAAAUGAAAAUAUUCCCAAUCCUUCAUUUUUAUAGAAGGUAGUGAUGAAUUUUGUAUAGUUUUACAAAAUAUUUAAACCCUGAUCUUUGCCAAAGUGAGUUGUAAACUCUGCUGCCCAAUCCCAUACAGAAAGUGACUUACUAUCAGUAAGGUUAAAUAAGGUGUAAUGUGAUUUUAGAUGACAUUUAGAUUCCUAGUUAUUGAAGGAUAUGCAUUGUUUGUAAAUAAACUUUUGUUACCAUAUCUUUUUUAGAAUUGCAAAUUUAAAGGCAAAACAUAUAUUUUUAUAUACUUAUUUUGAUGAGCAAUGAAUCACACCAGAACACAAUUUUUGUUAAGUUUUUAUUAACAGUUGUAAAUAUGAAUUGCUUUGAACCAAGCAUUUUGACAAUUAUUAAUUACAUUGCAAUUUUAUAUUUGUAUGUAAAUGUAAAUGAUUAUUUAAUUGUGCUAUUGUUAUUGAUUUUCAAAGUGUUUGUGAUUAACUGUCUAUCCUCUGCUCAUAAAAAUAUACCGCAUUCAAUUAUGAUAAUUCAUAUAUUCAUCUUUAAAUUGAUUUGCAUUCACUCUCAUAUAAGUUCUGCAUUACUCAGUUAUUCACAGUUCAUGUAAUGGAAAUCAUUAUAUUGAUAUGGAUAAACUUGCAUCAUAUUUUAAACUUACACUUAAAAUCCUUUAAAGUCAAACUUACAAAUUAUAUGAUUUAUCUGUUUCAGCAACAAUAUGUGAUAAUUGUACAAUGAGAACACAUUCCAUUAUUUGGGGCACAUUUUGUGAUAAUGUGGUGCCUAAAACAUUCCUUUUUAAUAUUAUUGCAUGUACAUUUGCACUUCAUGAAUAAUUAGUAGCAAAUCUUUGUAUUUGAUGGUAUAAUUAUAUUGAUAACAAGCUAAACAAAUAAGUUUGACCAGUGAUGUUUUACUUAUAUGUUAAAGUAAUCUUAGAUUGCAAAAAGAACAAAUUCAAAGUUUAGCUGAAAGAAAAUAAAUAUUUUUAUAG